ACCAAGUGAAGCGUCAAUCUCACUCGCCGAUUUUGGUUCAGAAUCGAAAAUAAAUGAAAACAAAAAUGUGAUUAUUACUGGCUGGUGGGACGGCGGCUCAGUGUACGGUGGGACGCUGCGCGCGCGCUCGCAUACCGCCUUUCGAAUUUCCCUCCGAUCAGUGGGUGUUCCAAUUUUGAAAAUUUCCGACCUGAAAUAGAAACAAUUGACAGUAAAUGAAAUAAAAAAGUUUGAACUUCGAACGCGCGCCAUUUAAAUUCGCGAGUGAUGAGUGGACGCGGCAGUGCCUGGUUUUGGUGAUUUUUCAGUGUGACUGGCCAGUUGGAUUCGAGUAAAGUUUUCUUUUUAUUAGUGUUCGAUUGAUGAUUUAGUUUCUUCAAAUUGCAGGUGCCAUGGGGGUGCGUUUCGUUCUACCGUAAGCUGAAAUGACUGGGCGGAUGAUACAUGCACGACAACGGAGAUUCGAUUGCAUAAAGAGUACAAAAUUAUUAAGGUGUGGCAUGAGAGUGCGGUGGUAGUCGGGCGGCGCGGUGGCGGCCGGAUGACGACCGCGCGCGCCCGCCCGCCGCCCCCCGAGACCGCGCGCUCACUAUGCGCCUGUGGCGCGCCCUGCCCACUCUGCUCGCGGUGCUGUGUGGCUGUGUGCUGGGCGCGGGCGCGGACGCGUACGGGAACGCCACCCGCGUGCGGCGCGAGCCCCACCCGCACCACCGACCUCUACGAGGAGGACGCGGCGGCGGCGUGGAAGCGCGGGCACUGGCGUGAGAUGCAGGCGAUCAUGCGCAGCGAGGGAGCUCGAGGGGUCGCCGAGUGCUGCCCCUCCGUGCUCGAGAUGGUGGCCCCGAAGGGCGGCAGGACGCCCAGCGGGCUGUUCGUCGAGCUGUAUGAGGAUGGGGAGAAUAUACAGCAGUUGUAUGAGCUGUCGUGCGCGCCUGAUAUUGUUGGGAGGCCUUGCAGAUUCGUCGACGCCCGCCUGUACAACCAGUCGCGCUGCGUGCAAAAGUAUUCCUACUCCUACGCGCUGGUGCGGAAGCCAGCAGCCACCGAGAUCCCGCAGCACCGGGCGCGGCGCGAGGGCCAGGGCUUCUCCGUGCCCGGCGCCGGCGGCUGGUCCAUGGACUAUGUGCGGGUGCGAUCCGGGUGCGAGUGCCAGAUCACCCCGCCAAAACGGAAAACACCCCACAAGAAACGCGAACGCCACAGACAAAAGAAGAAGAACAGACGGUUAGAGGAGGAAGACGAGACUUGACAGUGAGUUAAUGUGCCCAGUGAACAAACAGUUGAACAAAUUGAAUAAUCUAGUUGCGUUACCGAAGUGUGACUGAGCGUAUGUGUUGGUGUGUUCUAAUGAUUACUUAAUGUAUUUAUUUUCUUUGUAAAAUUACGCUUCUUGUUGUAGUUUUUCGGAUUUAGCCGCCUCGGUCGAUUUUCGAUUUUUAUAAUUAACUAAAGCUAGCGUUAGCUGAAAUUAAAGUGUUCAACAUGUGCCUUAAAAUAUUCGUAAAAUUAGCCUUGUAUUAUAUAUUUUCAUCACAUUUGUAAUCAUAAUAUUGUAAAUAGUUCCAGGCUAGCGAUCGAGUUGCUCGUGAGCAAAUAUUUUUUUAAUCUUUUGUGGCUUUUCUCCUGUACCUACAUGCUAAAACUUCAGGUAGGUAAUAGGUAGCUGCUAUUUACGCUAUAAUGUAGUCCAGCAAAAAAAGGUUAAUGUAAAAUGACCAAAGUUUUGUUUUCCUAUUCUUACUUUUUUACUGAAUUGAAUGUUUCAGCGAAGUUGUAGGUAACUCGUUCUACUGAUUGUAAUGCUCUCUUCCCUUAUGAAAUAAGAAUAUUUAUUCAAAGUUAACAUUUAUUAAUUUGUUAUUAUUGUAACUGUACUUACUUUGUAGGCAUUAAGAGCGUCGAGUCAAAGAUCUGUAUUAUUUUCUAUUUUUUAAUACUUUUAUUGUAUAAAAUAAAUUUAUGUUUAAGUAUCACUAUACUGUAAUAUUUAUACUGUCUAAUACGAGGUAUUCCGAUUUUCAGUAUGAAUUUUUAGUUGUUUACGUAGAACCGCUUUCAUAACGUAUCAAUGUACAUUAUAAUUAUAUUACACACGAUAGUAUUGUGGACUGAGAUUAUUUUAUGUGCAUUUAGAGUUCGUAAAAAUUAGGACAUUUCCGUGGAGUAGCCAUCUGUUGGUGAGUAGAAGAACUAAUCCGUAGUAGCGACAUCUGUAGUUGAGUACCGGAAUCUUGUGGCAUCACAAAAUAAUAUUAUAGUCGUAUUUCUAUAAAACAAAAUGUAUAGUGUACUUAUUAUUAAACAGUGCCAUGAUACACACAGUCAAAUAAACUUGUGAAAUACAUUCAUAAUAUAUUUUAAAGCAAUAAAUUAACUUAAUUGUAAUUCAGGGCAAUUAUAUACCUACCUAUCUUAUUCCUAUGUAAAUAGACACAAUCCCUCAAAUUUUGUUACAUCACAACACACAAAAACCAUUGUUGAGACAAAUUACAAAUAAAAAACUGGAAAUAAAA
Molecule: messenger RNA, 2513 nt
Organism: Plutella xylostella (diamondback moth)
Lineage: Eukaryota; Metazoa; Arthropoda; Insecta; Lepidoptera; Plutellidae
Source: RefSeq, a predicted model, not a curated record